Ochlerotatus camptorhynchus is the source of this 4315-nucleotide messenger RNA. Its product is annotated as fibrous sheath CABYR-binding protein-like. The record is from RefSeq and is a predicted model, not a curated record. NCBI's taxonomy places the organism in Eukaryota, Metazoa, Arthropoda, Insecta, Diptera, Culicidae. The coding region runs from base 610 to 3753 and encodes 1047 amino acids. The transcript is spliced from 7 exons.
GCAUUUAGUGUUCGUGCUGUGUAGAGGCAUUAAAAUCGAAUUUUUGUGUUGUUAUAUGCCAGUACGCUUCUGUUACUUUUUUUUCUGUUGGGUGAAGCGUUCUGCCAGAAAACAUUUCCCGCACCCCGCACAUCAGUGUAGGCUGAUCUGAUACGGAGAGUGUGAUUCCGGAUCGGUGAAUACCGGAGUGUCGAAAGCAGAUUUGGCUGUUGGGUAGCAUUAUACCUGAACCUCCCGAAAGUUUCGCUCGAGUGUAUGUGUGUGUAUGCAGGAAGACGAAGCAUAGAAUAAAGAAAACAAGCAAUCGACCGCGAAGAAUAAGAGUUCAACAAUUUUAAAGUGCUCUGAACUACAACGUCAGACAACCCCAUUUCGUGUGUGUUCGGUGAAGAGGAGAACCGAAAAAAAGUGGUUUUAAAAAAUUUCGAACAAACAGUUUCCCCAUCAGGCAGCAGCUGUCAACUGAAUUUUUGUGGAUAUCAAAAAUUUAUAAUUGCAAAGCUCGGACCAGUCGGAGAUUUAAUCCAAGCGCGGAGCGACACAGAGAUACAUCAACUGCAUCAACUUUUAAUUACAAUUCCGUUCUAACAACCACAAAACAGUAAAGCCAUGGGUAAAGCACAGAGUAAGCGUUCGGUCGAUAUAACGACGGACCCGACCAAGGAUGGCAUAGUCACAGAGGGCACAGGCAAGCUGGAAAAGAUUGAAGACGUCGAUCAGCUCAAAUCACAGGCCAACGGCGAUGCACAGCACAACGAGGGCGAAUCGGAGAAGAAGGUCGAAACGGAUGCCGCCGAAAACGAGAAAGACUCCAGCACAGAAAAAGAGAGCACCACUGCUGGGGGUGCAGGUGAUGCCAGUGUCGCCAGUGCCAGUUCCCCGAUCACAGAAAAAGCCGAGUCCGAUUCGGACGCAGCCAACAAGACACAGGAAAACGGCAGUGCCGACGAAACGCUAAACGACAGUAAGUCCGCAGAGGACAGCAAUAAAAAGCCGAAAAAGGUCAAAAAGAAAUGGUCCUUCCGAAGUAUCUCGUUCAGCAAGAAGGACAAACAGAAGCCCGUCAAGAAGGACAAGGAAGGUGAGGAUAAGGUGAACGGCGAGUGCGAGAAAGUUCCUGAAGAGCCAACUGAGGAUGCUGCUGCAGCUGCCGCGGCCGCUGCCCCAGCGACGAGCGCCACCGAGACGAAAACCGAGGCCGAAGUUGUCCCCGAAGUCGUGAAAGCGGUUGAGGAAUCAACCGUGGAAGCCGUCGUCGCCUCGCCCGCCCAAGAGACUGCCCCUGCCACUGCGGAAACCACCCCGGCCACCGAAACUGCCCCCGCUCCAGCUGCUGAAGCUCCCGCCCCGGUCCCAGCCGUUGAGAACGGCAAACCGGAAGAGAAGAAGGUAGAAGAGAAAAAGCCAGCCCCCGUCGCCCCCGUCGCAGAACCGGAAUCGGUGCAGGAAAUCGAAAAAGUGGUCGAACCGGCCGUUGUUGAGGUAAACAAAGCAAAAGAAGUCGAACAGACGCCACCGGCGGCGGAGGUAGCCGCCGUUCAGACUGAAACCAAAUCCGAACCUAUUGUUGUUGAGCAAAAAGAGAAACCAGUAACCGAAGUAGUAUGCGACAAACCGACAGCGGAGGCGGCGGCGGUGGCGACGGAAGCUGCACCGGUAGUGGCCGAAGUCGUUGCUGAAACCGCUUCUGCUGAACCGGUUGUCGUCGCUGAUAAUGGUGAUAGCACGCCUCCACCUCCUCUGCCCUCCAUUCCUCCUCCCUCCCAGGUGAUGGUAUUUGCAGAAGCUUCCAUGUCCCAGGGUACUACCGAACCCGAACCCGAUUCCCUGAAUUCGAUCCCGGAACCGUCCCCCUUGCCGGAAGUUCAGCAGGAAAAGAAACAAGAAGAACAGGUUGCUGUGGUAGAAGAGAAGGCCGUUUCAGCUCCAGUUGAGGCUACUCCGGCUCCAGUUGAGGCUGCUCCAGCUCCAGUUGAGACUGCAGUAGCGGAAGAACCAGUCGCCGAGAAGAAGGUCGAAGAGAAACCAGUCGAAGCGACUCCAGUACCAGCCGUCACCGAGGAAGUCAAGAAGGAAGAGGUUCCAGUUCCGGUGGUUGAAGAGAAAGUCGUCGAGAAAGUAGUUGAAGCAGUGCAAGCCGCUGUCCCGGUUGCAGAAAAGGUCGCUGAACUAAAGGAAACCGUCUCGGAGGUUGUCGAUCAGAUUCUGGACAAAGCCGUCGAAAAGGUUGAGGAACAGGUUGCGGCCCCAGUCGCCGAAGAGCCGAAGCCAGUUGAAGCACCCAAGGAAGAGGCCAAGGUUGAGGAAAAACCAGUGGACGCCGCACCUGCGCCAGUGGAAGAAAAACCUGCCCCGGUUGAAGAAAAGCCCAUUGUUCCGGUGGAAGAGAAGCCGGUUGAAGCCACACCAGCUCCAGUAGAGGAAAAACCCACCCCAGUUGAAGAGAAGCCAGUUGAAGCCGCUCCAGCUCUAGUGGAGGAGAAACCCGCCCCAGUGGAAGAGAAGCCAGUUGAGCAAGCGCCAGCCCCACUGGAGGAAAAGCCAGCUCCAGUAGAACAAAAGCCAGUCGAACCAACGCCAGCUCCUGUCGAAGAGAAACCCGUUGAAAAGGUGACAGCUCCAGUGGAGGAAAAGUCCGCCCCAGUUGAGGAGAAGCCAGUUGAAGCCGUCCUAGCUCCAGUGGAGGAGAAACCAGUUGAGCAAGCGCCUGCCCCAGUUGAGGAAAAGCCAGCUCCAGUUGAGGAAAAGCCAGUCGAACCAACGCCAGCUCCUGUCGAAGAGAAACCCAUUGAAAAGGUGACAGCUCCUGUAGAGGAAGCAAAACCAGUGGAAGAGAAGCCCGCCCCGGUGGAAGAAGCAAAACCAGUCGAACUUGUCCCAGCGCCUGAACCCCUCUCGGAAUCCGACGAAAUCAGCAACACAAUUGACGAUCUGCCACCGCCACCACCACCACCAGCCACCGACGAUGAGCCGGCGCUAGAUUCGCUUCCCUCGCCGCUUCCCACGAUUGCAGCUGCCGCACCAGCCGAUGCUACCGCCGCCGACGAACAGAAUCUCUCCGUCGAUAUUUCCUCUCCACUUCCACAGAACUCGCUCGAAUCUCUUCCAUCACCGCCCACUCUGUCCCAGAGUGAUGCCAUGAGCUUACCUCCCCCGCCAGAAUCUCCCUCCGCCACACUGACCUCGCUGGAGGCCACUGAACAGCCACUUCCCGCUGCUCCCGUUUCCGAACCUUCUGCACUUCCCACGCCUCCAGAAUCCGCCCCGGUAACCACCUCCGAAUCACAGCCAGAGACUCAGGCCCCGGUCGUAGUAGCGGAAGAGAAGCCAGUAGUGGAAGAGACGACGACAUCGACGGCGGCGGUAGAGAAAACACCCGUGACAGAAAAACAGGUGACGGUGGCGGCGGCGACGACGACGGCGGCAGUAGCACCAGCACCAAGCAAGAAAGAAGAUCAGGUGGUUGAAGAGAAGGAAAAACUAGAGGCGCCGGCGCCGCAGCCAACCGAAGCAACGGAGAUUGUCGUCAAAAAGCAAAACGGAACCGCCGCCGUCGAGAAUGGAACCACGGAGAACGGAACGACCGAAAAUGGCACGGCAGCUGCAGUGGAAAACGGCCAGAACGGCGUGCACGAGACGUCCACCACGGAGAGCAUGAACGGUGAUACCGCACACAAAAAGGAGGAUAAAAUUCCAGAAAAGGCAGCUCAGCUUCAGCAACCUCCGCCAGCAGCAGAAGUAACGGCUGAAUAAAUCUAUUGAUUAUUAUUAUUAAUUAAUUAAUUAUAAUCGUAAAUAUAAAUACCGAUGAGCAAGCAAAGCGGGAGGAGAAAAAAAAAGCAAAUAAAACCAGGAAUACUUUUCUUCUGAGAGGAACAAAACACACACCACAAUGCAUUGAACAAAUUUCAUAACCAACCGAAGAAACCAUAAUAGAAUCCGGAAAACAGAUGGAGCAUUCAGAACGCAACACACCACGCAGCAGCGCCGCGAGAGAAGCAAAAUCAAGAAGAAACCAUUUUUACAUAUUUUUUAAAAAUUUAAAGUUAUAUUAUAAUUAAUUUUAUGAAAACGCUAAAAAAGAAGAAACUCCAUAAAUACUUUCAGAAUACACAUAUAUUAGAAGGGUUCGAGAAUUAAAAAAAAAGAAAGCAUUAAGCAAAUCACAUGUCGUGUGUGUAGAGAGAUGCAUCGAAACAAAUGGGACGGAUUCACUGUUCGGAUACGUUGUAAGGCAGAGGCACCACAUGUUUUUUUCUUUCUUUAAGUUUAGUGAAAAAUAAAAAGAGAAGAUAAUUCAAGCUGCAAGCGCUAA